Acipenser ruthenus (sterlet) is the source of this 2331-nucleotide messenger RNA. Its product is annotated as claudin-4-like. Gene Ontology annotation, biological process: cell adhesion; bicellular tight junction assembly. Lineage: Eukaryota; Metazoa; Chordata; Actinopteri; Acipenseriformes; Acipenseridae. The coding region runs from base 640 to 1377 and encodes 245 amino acids. The record is from RefSeq and is a predicted model, not a curated record. Gene Ontology annotation, molecular function: structural molecule activity. Gene Ontology annotation, cellular component: plasma membrane; bicellular tight junction. The transcript has a single exon.
ACACCUGACACACUGUAAUUGUCACUGUGGACUGCAUAGCCUGGAGGCUAUUAAACUAGACAUCUUCUGCAGCACUAGCACUGGGAAACAACAGGCGUCUAAAUGGAACGCAUGUCUCUUUUAUUCAAGCCGGUGGACAAUAGACAGGACUGCACUGUAUUUUACAUGAAUCAUUAGGAGCCUUGAGAUGCAUGGCAUCUAUUCAGAACCAGUGACUGAAAACUGAAUUGUCUUUGCUAGUGGAUAUUUUAUUCGGUGACUUUUUUUUUUAACCCAGGGAAUGUGAUAUCAAGUCUGGUUACCAGAGCGGUAUCAGUUUUAUUACCGUUUUAUCUUCUCAGAAGUCCGAACAACACAAGUUUAUAAUUUCAGCAACCUGUAUUUUACAUUGAUGCUUAAAAGACUUGAAACUGGGUGAGAUAUAUUAUAUAUUGCAUUUGCAGACAGAAACCAUGUUUGCUGCUUAUUUGUGUUUAGCCACACACACAUAUAAAUUACUCUUAUAUUUGUCAUUUAAUAAUUCAUUGGCUCCGGUCAACCUGGCAGACUGAGCAAUUUAUACUGGUGUAGUGUUUCAAUAGCUUUCCAUGUGAGCUGACAGCGGAGAGGGACAGAGAGACGGUUGAACAGGCAGCUGGAAUGGAAGGAAAGGAGGGAAGUGGAGACUUUCCAGCAUUUGUUCGCCAAAACCAACAAAAAGCUAUGGCAAGCACUGGUCUGCAGUUGAUCGGCUUUACUGGCGCAGUGACCGGUUGGGUGGUGGGCAUCGCGGCCACUGCCUUGCCCCAGUGGAAGGUUACAGCCUUCAUCGGCAACAACAUCCUGACAUCGGAGGUCAUUUGGGAAGGGAUCUGGAUGAACUGUAUUUACCAGACCACAGGACACAUGCAGUGCAAGACCUACGACUCCAUGCUGGCUCUCCCAGCCGACAUCCAAGCGGCCCGGGCCCUCAUGUGCUUUGCUAUCUUCCUGGGCAUGCUUUCCAUCCUGUUGACCUGCUGUGGUUUGAAGUGCACCACAUGCGCCAGGGAUGACCAGUACACCAAGACAAGCAUCGCCCUGACUGGGGGCAUCCUAUUCAUAGCCACCGGCCUCUGCAUCCUCAUCCCAGUCUCCUGGACUGCCCACACCAUCAUCAGUGACUUCUACAACCCCCUGGUGCCCACUGCCCACAAGAAGGAGCUCGGACAAGCCAUCUAUCUGGGCUGGGCAGCUGCCGUCGUCCUGAUCCUGGGAGGUGCCCUCCUCAGCAGCAACUGUCCUCAAAGUGAACGGGACUACAGGAGGGGCUAUGGCAGAAACCUCAUGCCCAACAAAGCAACGGCUCCCCCUAAGCCAACUUCUGGAGGCAGCCUGCCCAUGAAGGAGUAUGUCUAAUGGGAGAACCUUCCGCUUGAACCCAGAAGGGGAGUGAGAGACGUGCAGAAAACAUGCCUGACUUAAUAUUCAUUCAAAAUGAAAAUGAACAUUUGAAUGUUCUUUAAAUUUGAAUUACAAAAGGAAAAACAAAUUGUAGCACUAAAACGAACGUGGUAACCCAUCAAAUUACCUAUGAAACAAAGGAGAGAAAUGCUCUGCUGUACAGUAGAAAGUAUGUUAUCUAUUUUAUAUGUCGUUAAUACGUGGGUUUUCGUUGAUACAGCAAUUUAUAAAUAUACGAAAGAAUACCAACAGCGCCUUUUUUUUGCCACAGAACACAUUUCAGUGUUUGUACGAAUAUUCAAACAAAGGUGUGUAGCUUUACCGUUUUUGCAGAGCUCUUGCUAAAUUUAGUUGAAAUGGUUUUUAAUAUUCUAUGUGUGCUAUAACUUCCAGUUUCUCAUAAUUUUCUGCACCUCUUUAUUGGUGGUCGUAUUUUGUAUCAUAUCUCUGAACUUGUAAUAAGGUUUGAGUUUUGUUUCUAACAAUAUCUGUAUCCUAAUCCUACCACCGCAAAAAAACAAAACAACAUGCUGCUGAGGUUUGUUAUUUGCAGUAAUUGGUAGAAAUGAUUUCUCUUAAUAAGCUACGGUAUCAAGUUUUAUAACAAAGUAAAACUAUGAGAAAGUAGACAAACUUUUUUUUUUUAAAAAAAAAGGAUUUUCUAAUGUCUUCACUGGUUUUCAGUUGAGUUUUUGUUGUUGAAACAGUUAUGUGCUUGACUUGACACUCUCCCCAUUGGGCCAGAUGUUUGUGCUUUUGUGUUUGCUGUCCAAGAAGGCUGUCCAAAGAAUACAAAAUUAUAUUAAAAAAAAAAUACAGCUCAAAGAACAAUACGAUGGAACAAUAUUAUUCUACUUUCACUUUUUUAUGAUGUCAGUAAUCAUUGUAAAUGUUUCUUUUUGCAAUUAC